Molecule: messenger RNA, 1350 nt
Organism: Opisthocomus hoazin
Lineage: Eukaryota; Metazoa; Chordata; Aves; Opisthocomiformes; Opisthocomidae
Source: RefSeq, a predicted model, not a curated record
AUGUCCUGUGUGCAAGGAAGUGAGUCUCGCUCCCAGUCAAAAUCUCCAGCUGGGAGUCCUGCUCGUGUAAAAUCGGAGAGCAGGUCAGGAUCUCGCAGUCCAUCGAGGGCUUCCAAGCAUUCUGAAUCGCACUCUAGGUCAAGAUCAAAAUCAAGAUCCAGGUCCAGAAGACAUUCGCACAGACGUUACACUCGUUCCAGAUCCCAUUCCCAUUCUCAUUCUCAUAGGAGACGUUCUCGAAGCAGAUCUUACACGCCAGAAUACCGUCGUCGAAGGAGCCGUAGUCAUUCUCCAAUGUCCAACAGGAGGAGGCACACUGGUAGCAGAGCUAAUCCAGAUCCUAACACAUGUCUUGGAGUGUUUGGUCUCAGUUUGUAUACUACUGAGAGAGAUUUGCGAGAAGUCUUUUCCCGUUAUGGACCUUUGACUGGUGUCAAUGUGGUUUAUGAUCAACGGACUGGACGAUCAAGAGGAUUUGCUUUCGUUUAUUUUGAGAGAAUUGAUGAUUCUAAAGAGGCAAUGGAGCAUGCAAACGGUAUGGAGCUAGAUGGCAGGAGGAUUCGGGUGGAUUACUCCAUCACCAAGAGAGCACAUACACCCACUCCAGGCAUCUACAUGGGCAGGCCAACACACAGUGGAGGAGGUGGUGGUGGUGGAGCAGGUCGUCGCCGUGACUCAUAUUAUGAUAGGGGGUAUGACAGAGGAUAUGACAGAUAUGAAGAAUAUGACUACAGAUACAGGAGACGAUCACCAUCGCCUUACUAUAGUCGAUACCGAUCACGAUCAAGAUCCCGUUCCUAUAGUCCAAGACGCUACUGAAGAUCAGAGGAGUUACAGUUGAGGACAUGAUUUUUAAAUACAAAGUUCAGAUCUUAGCUUCCCUACUGCUUUCCCUCCUGUCCUCCCUUCCUCAUCCUCCAUCCAGCUCUUUUACAAAUCUUUGGUUCAUUUAGAAUAUACAUAUUUUCAGUUGACGUAUUGCUGUUUUCCAUCCCUCCUUAUUGUAAUACUCUUAAAUAUUGUAAUUGUUGUAGUUUUUGUGUAGUAAAACUUCUUAAGCAAAAUGAAAUGGAGAACCCAAAGUGCUGAUACAUUUUGGAAGUCAUUCCUAUUUUGUUUUUAAAACAAUUGGACUCCUGACUAAUCAGAAGAAAGCAUUGAUGUUUGUAAGACUUGCAUGUCAUAUGUAAUAUACACACUCAGAUACUUUAAAAUAAACAUGCAUUUCCAAGUAACUCGUUAAUCUUUCUGUUAAAAUGUUUACCUAUUACUUUGAUAAACAAGUAAUGACUUUGAGCCUUUUCUGUAAUGACAAAUUUACUUAGAUAGUCAUGAACCAGAGGAUCUUUU